AUGCUGUUUUGGAAAAAUAAGGAACAUGAAGAUAUUUAUUCGAAAUGUGGAGCUUCUAGGUGGAAAGAACAUGCAAAUAUUGUGGAAGAUGAUUCAUCCAUUUAUAGCAAGAAAAAGAAGCAUGUCAAGAUUUUACGUUGGUUUCCUUUGAAACCGAGAUUGCAGAGGUUAUUCAUGUCUUCAAAAACAGCAAAUUUUAUGAAGUGGCACGAGGAAGGGCGUACUAAAGAUGGAAACUUGAGGCAUCCAGCAGAUUCAGAGUGUUGGAAAAAUUUAGAUGCUCGCUAUCCUGAUUUUUCCUCUGAAACACGCAAUAUUCGUCUCGGUUUAGCUUGUGAUGGAUUUAACCGAUUCAAGACUAUAAAUGUAACACAUAGCACUUGGCCUAUUAUUUUGAUACCUUAUAAUUUGCCUCCUUGGAUGUGUAUGAAACAACCUAACUUCAUACUUUCCUUACUUAUUCCUGAUCCAAAAGGUCCUAGAAAUAAUAUUGAUGUAUACAUGGAGCCACUGAUUAACAAGCUAAAAGAGUUAUGGGAAGAUGGAAUUGAAACAUUUGAUGCCUCUAUGAAUGAAACAUUUCGAAUGCGAGCUGCAAUACUGUGGACUAUUAAUGACUUCCCUGCAUAUGCUAACUUGUCUGGUUGGAGUACGAAAGGGGCGUAUGCAUGUCCUAUCUGUGGUUAUGACACUGCUUCAAGAUGGUUAACACAUAGUAGAAAGCAUUGUUAUAUGUGUCAUAGACGUUGGCUGGAGCCUAAUCAUAGUUUUCAGAAUGAUGAACAAUCUUUUGAUGGUACUUGUGAACUAAGGUCAGAACCAAUUCCACCAUCUGGUAGUAACAUAUUGAGACAACUAGAAGCUCUUGACAGCAUCGAGGAUGGUCCUUGGAAGAAAAAGAGUAUUCUGUUUUCACUGCCUUAUUGGGAGCAUCUUUGUUUACGCCAUAAUCUUGAUGUAAUGCAUAUUGAAAAGAAUGUUUCUGAUAACAUUUUGGGCACUUUAAUUGGACAAGAGGGUAAGUCAAAGGAUAACUAUAAAGCAAGACUUGACUUAGAAGACAUGGGUAUAAGGAGUGUGCUUCACCCAAAAGAUCGUCCUGGCUCUAGCACAAAAUAUUUGCCUAAAGCUUGUUACCAAAUGACUUCAUCCGAAAAGGAUGCUUUUCUAAAGGUCCUUAAGAAAAUGAAAAUCCCAGAUGAAUACUCUUGUAAUCUUUCUCGUUGUGUGCAACUCAAACAACGGAAAAUAAUAGGGAUGAAAAGUUAUGACUGUCAUCUUCUGAUUCAAGAAUUUUUGCCAAUAUCUAUUCGAGGAUCUUUACCUGACAAUGUGGCUUCAGUGAUAAUUGACUUGUGUUAUUUUUUCAAAGAACUUUGUUCUAAGGUUCUUAAUGAGCAUGAUUUAGAGGCACUUGAUUCACAAGUUGUUACACUUUUGUGUGAAAUGGAAAAAAAUUUUCCUCCCUCUUUCUUCACUAUCAUGGUGCAUUUGCUAAUUCAUUUGCCAAGUGAAGUGAAAAUUGCCGGUCCAGUCAUCUAUAGAUGGAUGUACCCCAUUGAAAGGUUCCUUCUUGUACUUAAAUCUUUUGUGCGUAAUAGAGCUCAUCCUGAAGGUUCAAUUGCUGAAGGGAGUGGCGACGAAAUUUAA
This is a messenger RNA of Dioscorea cayenensis subsp. rotundata (Guinea yam), 1650 nucleotides long. RefSeq lists its product as uncharacterized. The coding region runs from base 1 to 1650 and encodes 549 amino acids. The transcript has 3 exons. The record is from RefSeq and is a predicted model, not a curated record. NCBI's taxonomy places the organism in Eukaryota, Viridiplantae, Streptophyta, Magnoliopsida, Dioscoreales, Dioscoreaceae.